Melanotaenia boesemani (Boeseman's rainbowfish) is the source of this 496-nucleotide messenger RNA. RefSeq names its product translocase of outer mitochondrial membrane 6 homolog (yeast) (gene tomm6). Lineage: Eukaryota; Metazoa; Chordata; Actinopteri; Atheriniformes; Melanotaeniidae. Gene Ontology annotation, cellular component: mitochondrial outer membrane translocase complex. The record is from RefSeq and is a predicted model, not a curated record. The transcript has 3 exons. The coding region runs from base 122 to 316 and encodes 64 amino acids.
UUUGAAGAUUGAGCUUUAUCCCACGCCGUACUUGUGUAACAUCUGAAUUCUUCCCCCUCUUCCUGUCCGCGUGUUGUCCCCUUUAAUCCUUGUUACCGUAGUCACUCUCCGCGUUAGCAAGAUGAGCGGAUCAAACGUGAAAAAGGGUCCUUCCUCCGGGGUGAUGGAGUGGAUCAGCUCUGCUUGUCGGUUUGCAACAGACAGAAACGACUUUAGAAGGAAUCUUCUGGUCAACUUAGGUUUGUUUGCUGCUGGUGUUUGGGUAGCAAGAAAUCUAUCAGAUUUUGACCUGAUGUCUCCUCAGCCAGUGACAUAACGUAGCCACAACACACCAGAACCAAAACCAGGAUGAUGGCGUCUUGGACCAACAAAGAAGAGAAAGGGACAUGAAUAAAUACUACUGUUAGGACUACUUAUGUUUAGAAAACAUCUCAUUAACAAUUUUUUUUUUCACCUGUGCCGAUGACAUGAAAACAAAUAAUUACCUUUAAGUUGU